CAGUGAAGCUUCGGGAUCGGCGCUUGGAGCGUCAGCGUGAUCGCAGGACGGGAUUGACAGGCAUUCGCCCAUGUGACGGAUCGCGGAAAUGUGAACCAGCCCGAUUGAAUUGUCUAUAACAGACAAGACGCACAACUAAAUGCACAUCAAACAACGAUCGGCGUCACGCUUCCUCACGUCAAUUAUUUUCCCGUAGCUACAAUGGUUGUUCAAAUACGAGGUGCCUGCAAAACUAGAUCGAAUUAUGGAUUUUGAAGCAGUCAUUUAGCUGCCAUAUAGUUUUUUUUCUGAGAUCUUGUAAAAUCCGGCCCACCCUGCAGGUUCGCAUUGUCCAAGCGCGGCACCUUUUUCUUCGCAGUUCACCAUUAAAGUUCGAAAAGGGGCCAAGCGUCCCGUAGACGGUUGACAAGACGAGCGUCGUCGGGUGGUCCGCGUUGGCCUAUUUGGGCCGAUUCGCGUGGCAAGCCGUCAAACUGAAGCAAGUACGCACCACCGAGUACGACCUGUUGAUCGUAGAUUACGACCCUCUCCUGAUGGAGAACACAGAAACGGAAGACGACGCCGAAUGGAACUGCUCAGUACAUCCCAGCGUAUUCUUUCUGUUAGGGACGCUAGUGCUAACGACGUGCGCAACGGGCAUGCUGUGCGCUGCAAUAAUGACAGAUCAUUGGGAGGAGGUCACGUGGGACAAGCAAAAACUGGAAGUGUUGGCCAAUAACACCGUCCGAUUGCAGUGGCUGUUGGACAAGGCCGUAGCCAGGAUAUCAACGAAUGACAUCAGGGAUAAGACGAUCGCGUUUCUGGUACCGAUGCACGGAGGCAUAUGGACGUUAUGCGUCAGUUUGACAGACGAAGAGCUGUCGUUGCUGAGCAGAGUAGGAUUUCCGUCUGUCCAACCAUGUGUCAAUUAUCUAUCAGGUGGCAUCGACGGGAUUCGAGGUUAUGAGCCCAGGGCAGACUGGCAACAUCGGAUGCAGAACUUGUCUAUCUCGUGCGCUCUGGUGUGCCUGAUUAUACUCGGUAGCGCAGCGCUGGUGGGAGCCUUCGGGGUUUUCCAACAUCAAAUCAGCGCCGUACUGGUCACUGGGGUCAUGUAUCUUUUGGCCGGAACUCUAGAGGAAAGGAUGAAUUAAUUGAAAGAAGUAGUAUUUGGUUAAAAAUUAAGGAGUCAAAUAGAAAAAAUUUUACGAUAAACUGAGCAACAGCCAACGUUUUUAAAUAUGAGUACAGAGAACGUAUUGCUAAAAUUUGCACCUGAAAUGCAUAAAAACUACUUAUUGCACAUUUUAAAUGGGAAAAUGCCCUCGUAUGGCAGCAGUUUGGAUACAAACAGAGCUGUACUCAUGUACUUUGCAGUAGGAGGCCUAGACAUUUUAAAUUCACUUGAUAGUAUAACAGAUACCAGAAAGAAAUCAAUCAUAGACUGGAUAUAUUCCUUACAAGUUAUCAAUGAAAAAGAUUUAACCAGCGGAUUUCAAGGCUCUACUAAUCUGAAUACGAUUGAAAAUAGGGGAAAGAAUACAUUGUAUAAAUGGGCACAUAUAGCUAACACUUAUGCUUGCCUAUCGUCACUUUUGAUGCUCAGAGACAAUUUAGAGAGAGUUGAUAGAUGUGCUAUUAUCAAUAGCUUGAAAGCAUUGCAGCUACCGAACGGAUCUUUUAAAGGUGCCAUAGACGGUGUUGAAAGUGACAUGAGAUUUGUUUUCUGUGCGGCAGCUAUUUCGCACAUCCUGAAUGAUUGGAGUGGAAUUGAUGUCGAGUUGAUGGUGGACUUCAUAUUGAAUAGCAUAUCGUACGACGGCGGCAUAGGACAAGCUCCAGAGCUCGAGUCUCACUGCGGUUCGACGUUUUGUGCAGUCGCUGCACUCGCUUUAAGCGAAAACUUGGACAGAUUAACGAGGGCUCAAUUUGAUAACCUGAGGAGGUGGCUACUAUUCAGAUUCGACGGCGGCUUUAACGGACGGCCUAACAAACCGGUCGACACUUGCUACUCCUUUUGGUCAGGAGGUGCUUUGAAAAUCCUAGACGCCUACGAUUUCAUACAGCAGGAAAAUAAUCAUCAAUACGUUCUCAUGACGCAGGACAGGCGAGGCGGAUUCGCAAAAUGGAUAAACUGCGUCCCGGAUCCGAUGCACAGUUACCUAGGCCUAGCAGGAUUAAGCCUGAUGGAUUUUGGAGGCUUGAACGAAAUGUUUUGCGAACUGAACAUCACCAAACGUACAAAUGAAUUUCUGGAAGAGGUGCAAAAGACUUGGAUGUGAAAUUUAUACGCUCAAGCAUGUUUGUAUCUGACUAUUUUUUUGUUCGUUUUGUACGUAUCCGCAUUUCGGAGCGAAUAUUUUAUCUGGUGGAUCCAAGUUAUCGGAAGUCUUUUCACUUUUAUAUCUACACAGGGUGAUACUCACCUUAUAUAAAGUUUUGUAUUAUAUGGCUAUAAUCACACAAAAUGUAUUAUUAAAUUUAUAUAACGUUUUUAUUUUUUUAUCCCAUUUAACAUAGUAUUUUAUAUACAGAGUGGAAAUAUUAAAUUUUCUUUUUAAAUAAUGGAUUUUAUUUCAAU
Molecule: messenger RNA, 2560 nt
Organism: Acanthoscelides obtectus
Lineage: Eukaryota; Metazoa; Arthropoda; Insecta; Coleoptera; Chrysomelidae
Source: the annotation of a GenBank genome assembly